This is a messenger RNA of Anopheles funestus (African malaria mosquito), 1578 nucleotides long. Its product is annotated as trypsin epsilon-like. Gene Ontology annotation, biological process: proteolysis. Gene Ontology annotation, molecular function: serine-type endopeptidase activity. The record is from RefSeq and is a predicted model, not a curated record. The coding region runs from base 111 to 1112 and encodes 333 amino acids. Lineage: Eukaryota; Metazoa; Arthropoda; Insecta; Diptera; Culicidae. The transcript has 4 exons.
CUGGUUAUCAUUUUCGCUCCGUCUCGAAAUGCUCGGUUUUUGGACGCUUCAUAAAGAUAACAUCCCAGUGGCCCGAUAAACCACGCGUAGGAAAUUUACUUAGACAAUUAAUGCACAGUACCGAGCAUGGUGAGCUGAGAUUUCGAUUCGAGUUCCCGCGUGUACUGCUCCAAAUAUCUCGUCGUCGCGUGGAGGUGGUGGGAUUCUUGGUAGUGUCAAUUUUGCAGCACGUCUACGGUGUAACAACGUUCGCGGCAGUCAGAAUGCGAUGCAUCGUCGGAAGCUUUCCAGCGGUGUUGGUCUUUGCCAUCUGUUGCGUAGAUCCAAUUUUCGCUUAUUCUCCACUACCGCUCGAAGCCGUCAUCGCAAGGGUAAAUCGUGUUCCACAUUCCGUUUCCCUGCCCUCAGGGUAUGACGUCGGAACGGUACGAAUCGUCGGUGGAAGUAAGACAACUAUCGAGAACGUUCCUUAUCAGGUUUCGCUGCGGUAUUUCAAUAAUCACAUCUGCGGUGGAUCCAUCAUAUCCCACUCGUGGGUGUUGACGGCUGCCCACUGCCUGGAUUGGUAUCCCAACAAUGAUGAAAUUUCAGUCCGUGCCGGGAGCACCUAUCAGUCGGCGGGAGGAUCACUGCAUGCGGUAUUUUACUAUUACCUGCACGACCAGUACGACAUGGCAGAGUUCCAGUGGGACGUGGCGACCGUUCGCGUCCGAACGCCCAUGGUGAGCGGACCGGCGAGAGCACCCAUUCCGCUGUCAUCUUUGCCCGAGUGGUCGAUUGGGGAGCGCGUUACGGUGGCCGGUUGGGGUCACCUGACAUCACAGGCAGGCACGGUCGUCGAUAACUUGCAGAUGGUCCAGCUGGAUGUUGUUCCACGGGAGAUUUGCAACCAGAGCUGGACCGGCUACAUCACGGACGACAUGAUUUGUGCCGGUGGACUGGGUUUGGAUGCAUGUGCGGGAGACAGUGGAGGACCGGCGGUACAGAAUGGGGCACAGUACGGUGUCGUGUCGUGGGGCGCCAUCGAGUGUGGGAACGGUCUGCCAGGAGUGUUCACCAACAUUGCUCAUCCGUCUAUUCGGAAUUUCAUUCGCCGUACCACGAUGGUGUAAUUGUUUCAAGUAACCGUUCUCCAAAGUGGCCGGUCGGACGAUAUGAAGACGUGUGGAGACCGGGGAGUUGGGGAAGUUAAUUAAGAUAAAGAACAUAGCAUUCUGUCGAAUGGAAGCUUACACUCAACAUAAUAUAAACACGCUAGAAAGUGCUUAAUAAUCACUUAAAAAUGUUUAAUUAGGCACGUCCCAAUUCAAUUAAAAUCACAAAUCAAACACUUAUCACAAUGUGCUUUUUCAGAAUGGUUUGCAAUAAAAAAAAAUCCAAUAUUACAAUAACUCAUCAAUGUACAGACAUUAUGCAAAAACUUCGAUCGUGUCUUUGGUUCGGUACCGUUGCCCGGGUAACACCCUCGUUGGAGCUUUUCACAAGUUCCCAGCUUCAUUCGCUUCAAUUUCAUUAACGUGCAAAAUUUCCCCCAACACUCAACGGUUCGUAGCGAAAGUAGCAAAUAUCAAGUCAAUU